AUGGCGAAUUUUGUAACACUUUUGAUAAUCCCCUUGGCCUUGUUUGGUGUGUGCCAAGCUGGUCUGGUUGGCCACCCUGUAGGCUAUAGUGUGGGUUAUGCACCAUCAGCCCACGCUUUUGCUGCACCGCCACCAGUUGGCCAAUUUGCUGCCCCAUUGCCUGUUGCACCCAUUAAUGUCAACACCUAUUCCACCACCUCUCAUCACACCUAUUCCACGGCAGCUCCCGCCCCCGUUGUUAAAGUUCACAGUGGUUAUACACCCUUUAGGACAUAUUCUGUCGGUCCUAGUUACACAAAAUAUGCUACCUCUGGACACAUACCAGGACCUUAUAGUGGACCAUUACCCUAUGAAUUUUCUGCACCCCAUGAUGCUUUUAAUGGUUGGAGUGGCCCCAGCGUUGGGGUUAAUUUUGCCGCACCAGUAGCCGCUGUUGGUAAUGGAGGUUGGGAUGCCCCCAGAACUGUAGUGAAAUUUGGCCGUCCUAUAACAACAACGACAACUACUUACGCCACGACUGGGGCAAUUGCUGGCCCAGUUGGUGUUGCUGCCCCUGCUGCUCUAGCUCCAUCUCAAGUGUAUGCGGCAACACCGUUUGCCGGUCCAAUUGGGUG
This is a messenger RNA of Musca vetustissima, 614 nucleotides long. RefSeq lists its product as uncharacterized. Lineage: Eukaryota; Metazoa; Arthropoda; Insecta; Diptera; Muscidae. The transcript is spliced from 2 exons. The record is from RefSeq and is a predicted model, not a curated record. The annotation marks the transcript as partial.